This is a messenger RNA of Effrenium voratum, 2616 nucleotides long. The record is from the annotation of a GenBank genome assembly. Lineage: Eukaryota; Dinophyceae; Suessiales; Symbiodiniaceae.
AUGGAGCGCACGUUCUCCAACACCUUCGUCGGCGGCUCGCGGCGCCGGGGCUACCGCCAGGAGUACCGACUGGGAAGCAUGCAGCGCGCCGGCUGGGUGGAGGUCAGCACCGAGGAGAGCGACGGCACCCGACAACUUCAGGAAGAGUUGAUUGCCAGGGCACGUCGCUUGUCCGCGGUGGACGCCGACUGCGCGGCGAACUGCUCCGCCUUCUGCGGGGUCGAGGACUCCGAUGCCGCUGUGAGUGGCCCCGUCGCGGACGUCAACACGACAUGUCAGGAGGACUGCCUCUUGGGCUGCACGGAUGACACUGGCAUUGCCAACACCACGAGCACCAUGACGAGCACCUCGACAAGCACCACCACGCUGCCGCCGCCGCCGGUGCGGCUGGUGCAGCCAUCAGGCGACAUCUUCAACGUGGGCGACCCCCUGCCGCAGGAUGAUGGCUUCGUGGUGGGCCGAGUGGAGGUUCUCUACGAUGGCCACUGGGGAACCGUCUGCUCUGACGGCUUUGACGACGUGGAAGCUACCGUGGUCUGCCGGGAGCUGGGCUUGACAGGCACCUAUGCGCGCUUCGACAGCUCAGCAGAGGCAGGCACCGGCGGCUCAGAAGAUCAGACCAUUUGGAUCGAUGACGUGGACUGCACAGGCGACGAGGGCUUCCUGAGCCUCUGCGGAAACGCGGGCUGGGGCAUCAACAAUUGCUGGCACACGGAAGAUGCCAAGAUCUGGUGCGAGAGCACCUCCACCACGGCCACCACGGUGACCCAGACCACCACGGCCCAGACCACCUCCACCACCACAAGCUUCGGCACGCAGACGGUGACGCCCAGGAGCGGCUUCAUCCGUCAGUCCGUGACCGGGCGCUGCUUGGGCGCUGCGAGCUGUGAUGAGAACGCGGUCCUGGAGACGCAGGACUGCGAGCUCUUUCUGCCUGGGACGAUGCAGCGCUGGAGCGUGAACACGCUGGGUAUGAUCCAGAACGAUGCCUGCCCUGGCAUGUGCAUUGCACCUGAGGGCGCCACGCCAGUGAGCUGGGCCGACAGGAACAUGCUGCUCAGGAGCUGCAACGGCACCGACGAAGACUCGAUCGAGACCACCGAGAAGCGCUUCGUCUUUCAUGACACAGGUUUCAUCCAGAGCCAGUGGAGCGCCAAGUGCUUGGACACUGACGGCAGCUAUGGCUAUGACGGCGCCGACAUCAAAUGGAAGCAAUGCGAGCUGCAGGGCUCCUGCUGGCGGAAGGGCGUGCAGUGGGACCCACUGGACAUGACGGGCCAGAGCCGCAGCACCGAGCCCAGUGAAGAGGCCUGCCAGACCCGCUGUGCGUCGGUGGCCGGUUGCGCGCACUUUGGGUGGUGGACCAAUGGGGGCUGCCACCUGCAGAACAGCAGCGCCACCUGGAUUUACAACAACGGCGCCUACUCGGGACCGCCGAUGUGUCAGGAGAUCAUCACGGACCAAGUCUGGGCCUUCGUGGAGGCGUCGGCGGACCAGGGGCCCAGCAAGGGGCUGCUGCGAAACGCGGAGUACAAGAACUGCCUCGACCCACAAGACCUGGACGCCUCCGUCGUGGAGCUUCAAGACUGCAGCUUGCAUCACCCCACCACGGAUCAAUUCUUCGAGCUGACCUCGGAAGGUUACCUCAAGAACUCGAAGAGUGGUCUUUGCGCAACGAUCUAUGACGUGACAACCACUUCUGCUGCGGAUGGAACAGUGGGCACUGUGCCCGUGUCCAUGCAAACCUGCGGCUUGCCGGAUGUCUUCCAAACCUUCCAGCUGGACAACAAGACGUCGCGCUUGCUGAUCGAGGGCAAGGGCCGGUGCCUGGGCGCUGCGGGCAGCUCUGACGGCUCAUCUCUGCUCAGCGCGGCCUGCACGGCGGAGCUGGACACCGCGGAUAUGUCGUUGUCCUGGGAGUUUGUGGACACCACAGCGGUGGCGGCGCGGUGCAGUCAGAUCUGUGGCGAGCCUGGGGAGAUCUUCGACAUCUGGGCUUUGUACGACGAUGUUCUGGACUGUCAGUGCGGCCUGCUCUUCAAAGUAGGCAACCGCCUGAACUACGUCCAGGAAGAACAGGGCAGCGCAGAGCUCCGCGGGUCUGCGCGCUUCGGGAUGGUGAAGCCGCCGGAGCCUGUAGCGCUGGAGCUUCUUCCCUCCACCGUGUCGCAGAUGGCCCCGGCCCAGUGGCCCGGGGAGGUGCCGCUGGAGACCAACAUGAGCCUGGGCAUCUUCUCGCCGGAGCUGAGCAUUCCUCAGGAGAUUCCGGAGUCAGGUGACGAGCCGACCAUGCCGUUUGGCUUCACUUACCUCAGCGAGGCUCAGACGCCCUACAUCGACGCCAUCUCGGUGAACGGCGUAGCGGACACUGUGAACAUGACCGAGGGCGACUCGAUCGUGUUGACCGUGCGCAACUUCGAUGGACUGAUGGCCACAGAUGUUAAGGUGUAUCUGGGUGUCACCCUGGUGCCCAGCGUCACCCUGGAUGCUACAACUGUGUCAUUUACGCUGCCCUUGGCCACCUACGGACCACUGGUCUUCAAGGUGAUGGCCGGCUGGAAAGGCCCGGGGACCCAGCUGGCUCUGGAGUUGCAAGUUUGGCGGAACUUUGUAUGA